This is a messenger RNA of Rosa rugosa (rugosa rose), 1069 nucleotides long. Its product is annotated as transcription factor ORG2-like. NCBI's taxonomy places the organism in Eukaryota, Viridiplantae, Streptophyta, Magnoliopsida, Rosales, Rosaceae. Gene Ontology annotation, molecular function: DNA-binding transcription factor activity, RNA polymerase II-specific; protein dimerization activity; RNA polymerase II transcription regulatory region sequence-specific DNA binding. Bases 64 to 801 code for a protein of 245 amino acids. The record is from RefSeq and is a predicted model, not a curated record. The transcript has 3 exons. Gene Ontology annotation, biological process: regulation of transcription by RNA polymerase II. Gene Ontology annotation, cellular component: RNA polymerase II transcription regulator complex.
CUAAGCAAUUUAGUCCCAGCAAUUCAAUUCAAUUCAGCAAACUAAUCAAUCUCAAAUCUCAUCAUGUUGGCUUUAUCUCCUCCUCUGUUUUCAACAAUUGGAUGGCCCUUGGAGGAUUAUCCCAUAAGUCAUGACCACAACAACUAUUUCUCAGCAGAAUCAUCGUUUCUUCAUUUUCCUACAACUCAGCAGCCACAGUUUGAUCAGCUUGAUCACUCUACGCCAUCCACCGCAAUCAGCGGUGAGUCCAAUAUUUCUUCAAUGGCUAAGAAGCUUAACCACAAUGCCAGUGAGCGUGACCGCCGCAAGAAGAUCAACAACUUGUACUCAUCACUACGUUCACUCGUUCCUGCAGAUCAUGCGAAAAAAUUAAGCAUUCCAGCCACAGUUUCGCGGGUGCUGAAAUACAUUCCAGAGCUCCAGCAGCAAGUGGAGGGACUAAUUCAAAAAAGGGACGAGCUUUUGUCGAAAAUUUCUCAGCAAGAAAAUGUAGUACUAUUACAAGAGGAAAAGCAAGUAAAAAGCACAGCUCGGGGGAGUCGGAGCUCAUUAUCUGCUGUUUCAACAACUCGUCUUAGUGAUAGUGAAGUUACCAUUCAAAUAUCCAUCAUUAAGUCCUCCCACAAUUUCAUAUCUCGGAUCUUGCAAAGUUUGGAGGAGGAUGGGCUUGAAUUACUGAAUGCUUCUUCCUUUGAGUCCUCUGGAGGGAGAAUCUUCUAUAAUUUACAUCUCCAGGUAGAUAUGUUCUGUAGGUUGGAAUGCGAGAAUUUAAGAGAGAAACUCAUGUCCUUCUGUGCAUGAGAAAAAGUAAUUCCAGGGGAUUUUCUAAUGAAUUAAUGUGUUACCACCUACCACAUUGGUGCUUCGUCUAUCCAUAUUGAAGUGAAACAAGCACUUAUCCAGAGAAUAUCAACCAUUAAACAUGGCAUGAAUUCAUGGAGAGAAUUUAUGACCAAUUAAGCUAUACUAAGAAGAAGAGGAUGAAGUUUAGUAGUAAGUCGAGUUGGGAAGUAAUGUUUUUGUGUAUCAUAUAAAAUGGCACAAUGUAGAUAAAUGCAAUUAACUAGUC